CUUUGAGUUGCCCCCAUGAGUGUGCAGACGUUCGACAAUGGCCCCAAAGGCAAAGAAUAACCAGCCAGCCCAGAAAAAUACCCUCCUGGGAUUCCUCAACAAGGGCUCCGAGUCGCCCACCAAGAAUCAAUCGAGCCAUGUCGUGCCGGCAGAGCGACCGGUCAAACGAGAACUAGAAGAAGCCGUCGCUGGACCCUCCAGGAUCGUCAAGACCCCUAGCAAAGGUAGCCGAAAGGGAAAAGGGAAAGAAACACAGGUGGACGGGUCUGCUCAUGAUCCUGUAGUCAUCAGCGACGACGAUGACAUCGAGCUUCUUUCUCGCCCUGUGAGCCCAAAACGUCGCAAGACAGCCAAAACGACAACGCCUGCGGUGAAGAAGCCCGCCUCCCCAAACUUCCCCGUCUUUGCGGGCUACCCCGAUUUCGAGCCUCCCCCGUCAUGGCCCAAGGUCAUCAAUACCGCCGCUAUCGACGAUGAAGAUGGUGUCCCACCGAGCGAUGAGGAUGACGCGAGGGAUCAGGACCCCGAAGAUGGGCAGCUGGAAGAGGAUGAUUCAGGGGUGGAGAUGGAGGAUGAUGAGCCUAGGCAUCCAGCGAGAGGGAUGGGUCUGAGCCGAUCUGGGUCUGGUGUUGAAGGAAGCUUGGGUGGUAUGGACUGGGAAGAGCCCGAUGAGGGAAUGGGCAUGGAAGAUUAUGGAGACGAAGAGGAUGAGCCGCUUUCCAUGAAGGAUGGUGGUAAAUCCUCUCGACCUAUAUCAUCCUUCUCUUUUACCCCACCGGCAGAAUCGUCGCCGCCCCCACCGCCUCCGACGAAAGGCCCGAACGCUUUUUCAUUGCUCAUGUCUGGCCACAAGGAGCGUGAGCAGUGGAAAGUGGCCGAAGAUGAUCUGAGGCGUGACGGGAAGAGAGUGGUCGGAAGAAGGAAGGCGCCCUUCUACAAGGUCCUGACGGGCAUGCCGGUAGCUGUCGACGCAUUUCGCUACGGCAAGAUCCCUGGUGUCACCGCCUACCUUCUCACGCAUGCUCAUUCGGAUCACUAUACCAACCUCUCCAAGUCCUGGACACACGGUCCCAUCUAUUGCUCUGAAACGACGGCCAACCUCAUUGUCCACAUGCUGCAAGUAAACCCCAAGUAUGUGCAUGGUCUCCCCGACAACAUCCCUUUUGAAAUGCCCAAUACCGGCGGAGUCAAGGUAACGCCUCUAGAAGCAAAUCACUGUCCGGGUUCCUCGAUAUUCUUGUUCGAAGGGCCUCAAACAGUAAAUGCGGGUGAUUCGGGGUUUGCAAGCGCAUAUGUCGGUACCAAGAGGAUCUUUAGGUAUCUCCACUGUGGGGACUUUCGAGCAAAUCCGAAAAUGGUUCUCCAUCCUGCUAUCGCCCGUGCCCCCAUACACACCUGUUAUCUCGACACAACAUAUCUCAACCCGAAAUACUGCUUCCCUCCGCAGCCUCUCGUCAUCUCCGCCUGCGCUACUUUGGCCCGACGGCAAAUAGUGGGCGAGUCCCUCUCUGCGCCGAGUUUGGAAGAGGUCAAAAGAGGAGAGGUGACGGGGGUGGGUCUCAGUGUGGGCUCGGAGGGGUUAAGUGGCAAAGGCAAUGUGGUGGUGAAGGGCGAAGAUGGGAAGGAGACUGUUGUGGAGGCGGUGGUGAAGAAGGAGAAUGGGGCGGAGGAGCGGGAUAGGAUGCAGGGAUGGCUGGUGAAGAAGGAGGUCAAAGAUGAAAUCAAGGGUGAAAUCGUGGAUGAGGAGUUGAAAAGUGUCAAGAAAGAGAAGAAGAAGGGACGGACUCUUGUAGUCAUCGGGACCUAUUCUAUAGGUAAAGAGAGGAUAGUGAAGGCCGUUGCGAAAGCUCUAGGGUCCAAAAUUUACUGUGAUCCGCGGAAGCGGGGCAUCUUGCUAUGCCAAACAGAUCCCGAACUUCAUUCCAUGAUGACCUCGGAUCCCAAAGAGGCCCAGGUUCACCUGCUCCCACUUGGCAACAUCCAAGCCGACCGUCUCCAUCCCUACCUCGCCAACCUCCAUCCCCACUUUGACCGUGUCCUCGGAUUCCGUCCCACCGGCUGGAGUUACUCUCCGCCGGCAGGGGUGGAUAUGAUGCCGGAUGUGAAUACGGUUAUAAGACGGGAUCAGGCGAGGAGGUUUGGCGAGGGAGAUCUGAAGCCAAUGAGGGGAAGUGGGAAGGAUUUCAUGAUGUAUGGGGUGCCGUAUUCGGAGCACUCGAGUUUCUUCGAAUUGACUUGCUUUGCAUUAUCGCUGCCAGGCCCAGACCUUAAGAUGAUAGCCACAGUCAACGUCGGUAACGAAAAGAGGCAAGCCCCUAUUUCUUUCUAUGAGGCGUUUCUGACCUGCCACCAGUCGAGCAAAGAUGAAAAAGUGGUUUGAAAAGUGGUUGACUGAGAAGGCGAGGAGGAAGGAAAAGAAGAUGCCUGCGGUCGUCGAGUAUCGGGACGAGACGUUUUGGUAGACACGUCGUGUUGUACAAGAUCUGAUAGGGACGAUAGGGACGGGUUAUGAUGGCGCAUUUGUUGUUUGUUCUGGCAUGCAUUCUCCCUGUACCUG
Messenger RNA from Cryptococcus amylolentus CBS 6039, 2557 nucleotides. RefSeq lists its product as hypothetical. The coding region runs from base 38 to 2380 and encodes 780 amino acids. The transcript has 6 exons. Gene Ontology annotation, molecular function: 5'-3' DNA exonuclease activity; damaged DNA binding. NCBI's taxonomy places the organism in Eukaryota, Fungi, Basidiomycota, Tremellomycetes, Tremellales, Cryptococcaceae. The record is from RefSeq and is a predicted model, not a curated record. Gene Ontology annotation, biological process: double-strand break repair via nonhomologous end joining; protection from non-homologous end joining at telomere; interstrand cross-link repair.